AUGUACGAAGAAGUCUGCCUCCUUUGCGGCGGGCCUCUUAGCGUCGAGGGACGAGCAUACUGCAGUGACGAAUGCGAGAGCCUUGACGCUAACUCGCCGUCUAUCUCGACCACGAGCAGUGCCUACCCGUCCCCAUACUUGCAUUCCAACAAUGGUCCAGGAAGCCUCGCAGACGUCCCCGCCUUGGUAGCAUCUACCAUGGGCCGCUCUCUGACAGCGACCAGCCCAUACAAGACUCACAAGAACCGGCACUCCAUCUCCUCGUCGUCCGCCUCCUCUGCCGUCUGUUCCGUCUUCGCAGAUGAGGACGAAGAGGACUUUGCCAAUCCCAAUCUCGCAAUCGGGUCUGAGGGGGAAUUCAGCCUCAGUCGCGAGAUGCUCAGCGUGGAUAGUAUGCCCAAGGCGAGCUCAUUCAGCCAGUACUAUCACCUCCGCGGCUCGGGCCUGUCGUAUGCUCGUCGACCGUCGGGGACAAACAACCGGUCCACGAUAACUACGCUCAAUCGUCGCGUCUCGUCCAUUAACAACUCGUCACCCGCUGAGGCCGGUUCCGUUGGGAGUGCCCCUGCUCCAUACGACACUUACUCUGACGACUACUCCGACGAUCCUUCUGUCUCCCCCUCGCCCGCGUCGUCUACGCGCCCACAGCACGGAAGGACACCGAGUGAUGCUCUGAGUCGUACGUCCAGCGAGCAGGACGCUGACCCAGAGACUGUUACGGCGAAGAGGAGACGGAACCGAGCCAGUCUCCCCGCCUACUUCUCUCUGCUAACUACGGCUACAUCGUCGCAGGCGUCCCCCCGCAGUCACCGUGUCCCAUCACAGUUACAAACGCUCACUACCUUCACGCGGUCGCUGCAGUCGUCACCUCCCACGCCCCGUGUUGCCAACCCCGUUGUUAACCCCAUCACAGCAUACUCCUAUGACCACUCGAAGGCCCAGCUUGUCGAGACAACCCCAAGGGGUCGCGGUCGGCAGCGUGACCCGGAGAUGCGCUCGACUUCAAGCCGCCGCUCUGCUGCGCGCUCUCCCCCGCGUCAAUCUGCUCGCCCUCGCGAUUCACCGCCUCCGUGCCUCCACCAUCACGCUCAUGUCGGACCGCAGUCCCGUGCCCGUCUCGACAGCAUCGAGAAAGUGUCGGGCUGGGUCGCGAGCAGCCCGGUCGUGACGCGGGGGCGCACUCUGACACGCCGGAAUAGUUCACCUCCGGCCAAGCCGCGAUUUGGCAUGAUGGUGGGCGCUGGUUCGCAGGACGAGCUUGACGCCGUCCGUGAAGUCCUGGCCCGGAGCCUCCACAUUCACCGGGAGGCGCCUGGCGAGGAUGACCACUCCCAUCUUGGUCGCCGAGAGUCUGACUUGAGUAGGGGCCGACGGCGAGUUGAUGAGCUCGACGAGCCUCCUGUGGGCGUCGACAGCCGGAUCGCUCCUGGCUUUGGCAACGGGCGCAGCGGUCUACGAGCGCGCGAGCGAGAGCGCGGUCGGCCACUUGCGCGCUAA
Postia placenta MAD-698-R-SB12 is the source of this 1497-nucleotide messenger RNA. RefSeq lists its product as hypothetical. NCBI's taxonomy places the organism in Eukaryota, Fungi, Basidiomycota, Agaricomycetes, Polyporales, Adustoporiaceae. The coding region runs from base 1 to 1497 and encodes 498 amino acids. The transcript is spliced from 2 exons. The record is from RefSeq and is a predicted model, not a curated record.